AUGUAUUCCUAUCGGAGACCACCGCAGGAACCAACACAAGCAGAUCUUAUUGUUAUUCAGUACCCGGGCAUUGUUAAAAAUCUUGAUCGAGCAUUGGAAACACUAGGGGGAUUGUCGAGAAUUUCGCAGAGUCAUUUUUCUGGUCAUGCGCUCGAGCUACGACAUACUCCAGAGAAUCCAUACACUAGUGCAUCAAUUUCGGAGAAGAAAAGUGACGUUAACGUGACUUCUGGCACUUUACGAGUUGUGAUGGAAAUCCGCCGUAAAAAGAAAAAACCGGAUGUUAUUGAGACGAAAUUCUUGGGUUUGGUGAACUACUUGUACACAUUUGAUACGAUAUGUGAUUUUCAAUAUCUACCAUUGAAGAAACGGGAGGAAGAUGAUGCAUUUGACGAUCUUUUACCUCGUCUCAUACCACAGGAUCUUCCGACAGCUUUGUGCUGGUGGGAGCGACCCGAUCCAUCUCCAGACUACACGCCACUUUAUCUUCCGCCUUUCCAGUUCAGUCGCUAUAAUACUCCAUCAAAUAAACUCCUUUGUCGUGAAACCGAUUUCGCCGAGGAAAAAAUGCGUAGGAAGACUGGACACGGACAAAACUUGCGAGUAGAACGAAAGGCGCUCUCCGUUACCGUACAGGCAGGUGAUCCGUUCCCCUCUGCUCCCACUUCUGAAGCGGUUGCUGAUGCAAAUUUCAGGUGCAAGAAUGAAGAACCGCACAGAAUGUUGUCGCUUCUGUUUGAUGAACGACCAUUAUGGACAAGAGUCGGCAUCGCGUACAAGACAGGGCUCGACGAUAAUUUACUCAAAACUCUUCUGCAGAAGUUUGCCUUCUACAUUCAAUCCGGACCGUGGGGAAGAUUGUGGUGUAAAUUUGGGUAUGAUCCACGAACAGAUCCUGAGUCGAAAAACUACCAGACGCUCAUGGUUACCUUUAGGCAACAUUCUAAAAUUCCGGAAAGGCAGCGCCUUAAGGUGUCAGCGGAACGCGGCUACCAGUCAGAUAAUUCAACUCCUAUACAUUUUACAUAUCAGCCAGGUCGCUUGCCAAGAGUACGACAAAUGUGGUAUAGCCUUUGUGAUAUAAAGUUGCCAUUUGCGGAGGCGAUGCUCAGAAAGGACCACAGUAAAGCACAAGAACCAGAAGUUAACGGAUGGAUUCAUGCGGACUUGUUGGAAGAGCUGCGUGAACUCAUCAAGGAAGAUGUUAAAAAGACGAGUAAGGAUAUGGAUGCGGAUGAGGAAAUGGAGACUGGUGACGACUUUUAA
Necator americanus (New World hookworm) is the source of this 1266-nucleotide messenger RNA. RefSeq lists its product as uncharacterized. Gene Ontology annotation, cellular component: transcription factor TFIIIC complex. The coding region runs from base 1 to 1266 and encodes 421 amino acids. The record is from RefSeq and is a predicted model, not a curated record. Gene Ontology annotation, molecular function: RNA polymerase III type 2 promoter sequence-specific DNA binding; RNA polymerase III type 1 promoter sequence-specific DNA binding. The transcript has 11 exons. Lineage: Eukaryota; Metazoa; Nematoda; Chromadorea; Rhabditida; Ancylostomatidae. Gene Ontology annotation, biological process: transcription initiation at RNA polymerase III promoter.